This is a messenger RNA of Tupaia belangeri chinensis (Chinese tree shrew), 1095 nucleotides long. RefSeq names its product olfactory receptor 7D2. Gene Ontology annotation, biological process: G protein-coupled receptor signaling pathway. NCBI's taxonomy places the organism in Eukaryota, Metazoa, Chordata, Mammalia, Scandentia, Tupaiidae. Gene Ontology annotation, molecular function: G protein-coupled receptor activity; olfactory receptor activity. Bases 69 to 1007 code for a protein of 312 amino acids. The transcript is spliced from 2 exons. Gene Ontology annotation, cellular component: membrane. The record is from RefSeq and is a predicted model, not a curated record.
GUCGAUUCUUAUGGAAGAUAUUUUUGGGAAGGAAACAUCCAGUGGUGUGACAAUGAUACACCAGUUCCAUGGAGGAAGGAAACCACACAGGAGUUUUAGAGUUCAUCCUCCUCGGACUCUCAGAGGAUCCAGAACUGCAGCCCCUCAUAUUUGGGCUGUUCCUGUCCAUGUACCUGGUCACCGUCCUUGGGAACCUACUCAUUAUCCUGGCCAUCAGCUCUGACUCCCACCUGCACACCCCCAUGUACUUCUUCCUCUCCAACCUGUCCUUGGUCGACAUCUGUUUCAGCAGCACCAUAGUCCCCAAGAUGCUGGUGAACAUCCAGACAGAGAACAAAGCCAUCUCCUACAUGGACUGCCUCACUCAGGUAUAUUUUUCCAUGUUUUUUCCAAUCCUGGACACUCUACUCCUCACUGCAAUGGCCUAUGACCGGUUUGUGGCCAUCUGUCACCCCCUGCACUACAUGGUCAUCAUGAACCCCCGCCUCUGUGGUCUGCUGGUUUUUAUUACCUGGUUCACUGGUGUCAUGACAUCCCUCCUCCAUAUUUCUCUGACGAUGUAUCUGACUUUCUGUAAAGACCUCGAAAUUCCACAUUUCUUCUGUGAAUUGACACAGAUCCUGAAGUUGGCCUGCUCUGACACCUUCCUGAACAAUACAUUGAUAUAUUUUAUGACUGGCAUGCUGGGUGUUUUCCCCCUCCUUGGGAUUCUUUUCUCUUACUCACGAAUCGCUUCUUCCAUAAGGAAGAUGCCUUCAUCUGGGGGAAAACAAAAAGCAUUUUCCACCUGUGGUUCUCACCUCUCAGUCGUUUCUUUAUUUUAUGGGACAGGCGUUGGGGUCCACUUCACCUCUGUGGUGACUCACUCACCCCAGAAAACUUCUGUCGCCUCAGUGAUGUACACCGUGGUCACCCCCAUGCUGAACCCCUUCAUCUACAGCCUGAGGAACAAGGAUGUGAAGGGGGCCCUGGGAAGACUCCUCAGCAGAGCAGCCUCUUGUCUGUAGUGGAGUCAUCAGCCCUAGGACUAAGCAUAUGGGUACCAAUGGAGGCAGAAAUUGCCUUUUGAUGUUCUUAUUCCUCUUUUUUAUUUUU